CGGUGCGAGCGAGUCGGGCUCAUUUUGGUGAGCGCAGAUUUGGUACACGGGAUGAAUAUCGUGUGUGGCUGAAGUUCUGUUGUUCGGUGUGUUUGGCUGUUUCUUAGUGAUUGACACUUGUAGCGGUUCAAUAAAAAACGUCUAUAAAUGGGUGGUCCGCUAGGCCAAUUUGUCAGCAGCGAAUGGAUUGGUGUGGAUGAUUUGCGUGCGCUCGACCAGGGGGCGUGGCCUAUUAAUUAGCCUACGUUGUACGUAUUUACAUAGGUCACUUCGCUCCACAGCCUGGCGCAUAUAAUCCUCACCCCUGCACUAGUGAGGGAUGACAGUUUGAAUACACACGCACACGCGUACGGUACACGGAUUCGAGUAUCUUGCGCCACUGAGAGACACAGACAGACCGGGACAGAGAGUGAGAGAGGAUAUCCCAACGAGUCGAGGGAAACCCAUGGCAAACAGCGCCAUGAUCUCGCCCAAGUCGGCCUACCAUCCAGCUACCUCUCCCUCGCUCCAGAACAUGAAUUCCAUGGGAGCGAUGGGACCCAUGAGCACCAUGAGUAACUCCAUGAGUCCCAUGAAUACCAUGAGUCACCAGAUGAACUCCUACACCAACGGGAUGUCAGCGGCGGCCGCGGCUGGGGGCAUGGGCUCAAUGUCCACCAUGUCCACCAUGAGUAUGAACGGCGGUAUGGGGAGCAUGCCGACUAACCUGAACUCCAUGAGCGGCAUGAACUCCAUGACGGCGGCCGGGAUGACCGGCUUCAACGGCAUGAACGGCAUGGGAACGAUGAACAGUAUGAACGGUAUGAACAACUCGGCGGCGAUGAGCAUGAGACUGGCGGCCCAGGCACAGGCGCAAGCCGACACGCUGAACCGUGUCCGCGCUGAGAAGACCUACCGUCGGUCCUACACCCAUGCCAAGCCUCCCUACUCGUACAUCUCCCUCAUCACCAUGGGCAUCCAACAGUCACCGCAGAAGAUGGUGACUCUGAGCGACAUCUACCAGUUUAUCAUGGACCUUUUCCCCUUCUACCGUCAAAACCAGCAGCGAUGGCAGAACUCGAUCCGUCACAGUUUGUCCUUCAACGACUGCUUCGUCAAGGUGCCGCGCACCCCCGACCGGCCGGGGAAGGGCAGCUUCUGGACCCUCCAUCCCGACGCUGGAAACAUGUUCGAGAACGGCUGCUACCUCCGGCGACAGAAACGAUUCAAGUGUCCCAAGCGGGAGUCGCUGAGGAAGGAGCAGAAGGACAACCUGAGACAAGGUGAAGACCAGGACGAUGACGACGACGAGCACAGAGAAAACGGUCGAGAUGGCGUGACGGUGUCCAACGCCUCAACGCCGGUCAGCAAUGACACAACCGACGUGUCACACACUCACAACGCGCUGCAAUCUCACCACCAGAUGGCCUCACCACCCCAACAACAUCAUCACCACCAAGAGCAACACCAUCACCAACAGCAACAACACCAUCAUCACCCAGGCCACCACCCCGACUUGCACAAGAUGGAGCCCCCCUCCCUGUCACCUCCCCCAGCCAGCAUGGCCAGUGCCGGUAUCCCAACCCGCCCUAUCGCACAUCCUGCAGCCUCAAUGACAUCCAUGACAGCCAUGCCAGGUACCUACCCAGCUGCCAUGUUUGGCCCAGGGGGCCAACAUCCCUCCUUCACCCACCCUUUCUCCAUAAACAGUAUCAUUUCAUCGGAACACAAACUGGACAUGAAGGGGUAUGAGGCUAUGGCGUACGCACCCUAUAACUCAAUGCCUAGCAUGACCAGCCCCAUGGCCAAACCAUCUAUGGACUACACAAUACCUGCCACCAGUGGGGAGGCAACAUAUAGCCAGCUAGCCACAGCGAACCACAACAUGUAAACAACAGUGUGCAAGGAAAACUGAACAAACUGGUACGUUCAAAUCAUACGUUCAUUCUGUCUUACCUGUUGAACGACAGAAAAAAACUCAAAUAUUCGGACAUUCCUUUGUAUGUUUUACAAUAGUAUGGCGGACGAUCACGUGACCAUUAAUUGUGACGUUGUUUUACUUGAACUAACGACUUAUACAUGUAAUAUGUUGAUGUCAUGGAAAAUCAAGUGUUGUUAAGUAAUCUAAAACUGUGAUUUGGAAUUUUCCUCCAUAUUGAUUGUGAAUGAAUACCAAAAUCUUAGUGUACACACAUUACGUGCGGCGCCAAUGUGUGCAAACGUUUACUCAAGGCAGAUAUGAUUCGUUGAUAUUUAUUUAUUUGAUAUUGUUAUAUUUUACUAGUGGCUUAGAGUUUUGUCAAUAUAUUUUAGAUAGGGUUAGUGUACAAAUCACAAGACCAAGGAUCACCAUGAAUGACUGAGUAUUCUGAUUUCUUCAAACAGUCGAUUGUGAGAGGUCGAGUCAAUUUACAUUGUUGCCACUAUGUUAUUAUUUGCUUCUCUUAUUAUUUGCCGAAGCAGGUUCUUGUUGAUAUAGUAACAUGCGUGAUUGAGAAAAAAAUGACGAAGUUCAAAAGUGUUGCCAAAAACACACACAAUGUCCUCUUACUUGCAAUCCAUGACAAUCAUUAAAUGAAUGCAAGAGACAAUGCAACCAUUCAGCUGAUUCGGCAAAUAGGGCGACUCGUUUUGCUGUUCAAUGCUAUCUUGUAUGAAAAUAAAAAAAGACUGCAAUUCUAACAAAUAUGGAUGAAAUAGCAAAUCAAUACAAUUUCUUUCUUAAAAAAAGUUUUUCGUGAAUUAUGUAGAUUUGGCAUUUACAACUCUGCGAAGGAACGUGCUGUCGUUAAAUAGAUGAAUUGCGUCAAUAGUUUAAGGGCUUUCUUCAAAAAUGAAUUCGAUUUGAAAGAAAAAUUUGUGAAGAAAAUUAACUUUCAGGUUCAGAAAUUUUUAAUUUUGAGAGCAGGAGGAAUUGUAAAUUUGGAAAAAAAAUUGAUGUGAUUUUAAAACCCUUGAUACAUGUGUAUUUGUUUGGAAUGUGCCUCUCGGCUGAUCCCGGGUAAUUUGUUCACCCAGAAGGAAUAGGCCUGCAGUUUUGCAAAUCUUGAUAUUUUAUUGUGUAUAUUGCUGCAAUAGUUAGCAGGUGGUGAGAUGACCUCACUGUGUUUUAAGGUAUACCUUGAUUUUAUUAUAUAGGGUCCUGUCGCCGAUAUUAUGUUGUUGUAUUUCUUAUUUUCUUAUUUUGUUUUACAAAAAUCUUUAUUUGUGAUGGAAAAUUUCAGUGAUUGAAGUGCCAAAUAAUUAAUCAGUUUGAAUCACUUGUAAAAUACAACGGUGAUUAUGUGAAAAAAAAUCGUUUUACUGAUGAUAAAUAUUUGCGAUAUUCCUAGUAGUUUACAUAGGCUUAGAGACUGUUUUGGGUGAAGACCUUGUUUGUUUAAUACACCUCUAUCUUUCAUACACUUUUUGCUCGUAAUAGCUACGUAAUUUUUGCCGGUUUUGUUUUUAGCCAAACCGUGUUUGUGAUACUGAAAAGAAACAAUCAUUUACAGGUAUAAUACACACGCAGAUUGUCUGUGUUUAAGCACGGCUGGCUGAUCAUAUUUGAAGGAAACACCGGCCAAAGUUUACCAUGCUAGUUUGCACUUCGUCAUCAAAGACGCCUCGGGCACUUUAGCGGAGAGUCUUUUCGAUCGCUCAUAUGACAAUCAAAACUAAAGCUAUUCUGCGGCAUUUUUUUUUUAUGGACUCAUCUUUUUUUUGUAUACAUAAUGUUUAUUGUAUAAAGGAAAUAAGUGAAUGCUAGGGAAUAUCAAAUCCUACCGUUUUCUCUCUAAAUCUUCAAACUUUUAGGAAUCUCUCAGAUGGAAAAGUUUCCAUUUCUGUUCGCUGAAUAAAUUCGUUUCCACAAGUGAACCUUU
Messenger RNA from Patiria miniata (bat star), 3842 nucleotides. RefSeq names its product forkhead box protein A2-like. The record is from RefSeq and is a predicted model, not a curated record. The transcript has a single exon. Gene Ontology annotation, biological process: regulation of transcription by RNA polymerase II; anatomical structure morphogenesis; cell differentiation. Gene Ontology annotation, molecular function: protein domain specific binding; DNA-binding transcription factor activity, RNA polymerase II-specific; transcription factor binding. The coding region runs from base 446 to 1870 and encodes 474 amino acids. Lineage: Eukaryota; Metazoa; Echinodermata; Asteroidea; Valvatida; Asterinidae.